Molecule: messenger RNA, 1743 nt
Organism: Branchiostoma belcheri (Belcher's lancelet)
Lineage: Eukaryota; Metazoa; Chordata; Leptocardii; Amphioxiformes; Branchiostomatidae
Product: galactose-3-O-sulfotransferase 3-like
Exons: 1
Coding region: 10-1641 (543 amino acids)
Biological process (GO): glycolipid biosynthetic process
Cellular component (GO): membrane
Molecular function (GO): galactosylceramide sulfotransferase activity
Source: RefSeq, a predicted model, not a curated record
ACAAAACUUAUGAUCAGGCAAAAGGCAUACGAUCAUCGCCCACAGUUACAAAUGAUCUUCAAAGUGGUUCGAAAAUACGUGGACCAACCAAAUCAGCUUCUCCGUCGGCUCAUCAGGCUAGACGCCAAUCAGCUUCGAGAUGUCAUCGACGAAUGUCAGGCACACAAGUUAGAGCCACAGCAAUUGGUCAUAUACUUUGCAGAGCGAUUUGAACUGCCCUUAAAGAUGUUGAAGGAACCUAGAGUUCCCGCGCAAAUUCAUGACAACGCUUGGCAGAGGUUAGAACAUCCACCAUUUUAUGGUAGAACAGCCAAAGAAGCGAUGGAACCAGAUUUCAGAGUAGGUCGCAUGGAACCGUGCAGUUCUGAAAGGAAGAGAGUAGCAUUUCCGAAACUUCACAAAGUCGCAGGAGACACAAUGAUGAGCAUUCUUCACCGCUUUGGCUACGAACGGAAUCUGACUUUUUUGUUGCCGAAACCGUUUCUUUUGACUUGUACGUAUCCAUGGAACUUGUAUCCCCGUACGAACUACGCGUUUGCGCAUCGGGAAAAUUAUGACAUUCUGACAUAUCACACUGUUUAUGAUAGUCAGAAAUUUAGCCUGCUUAUGCCAAAGGACGCAGUGUAUCUGGCAAUACUAAGAGAGCCUUUUAGCCAUUUUAGGUCUGUUUGGGAUUUCCAUAACAUGAAACACAGAUUUGGGAUUUCGUCAAACGGUACAGAUGCUGUCAUAACUUUCCUUCAGAACCCUGAAGACUUUGAUGCACAUUUUUACGUAGAGAAUAAGUCUUGUAGAGGAAAAAUUCCCCCAGUUUCCCUCACAAGAAGUCCUCUUGCGGUAGACCUAGGUCUUCCCCUGGAGUUAGCGACUUAUUACAGAAAAGACGAUUCGUACAAAAAGACAAUAACAGACAUGUUUAUAGAGAAGAUAGAAUCAGAGUUUCCCCUUGUGAUGAUUAUGGAGCAUUUCGAUGAAUCUCUAGUCCUCUUCAAACGGUUAAUGUGUUGGAAUCACAAGGAUAUUAUUUACAUAUCUAGAAACGUCGGAAAAACUACACACGACGACGAGAAAGAUAUCCCUGACGACCUUAAACAAGUACACAGACAAUGGAGUUACGUAGAUUACGCGUUAUAUGAACACUUCUACGGGGUACUGCAAAGAAAACUAUCUGACGGUGGUCAAGACUUAACGGACGAGAUUGAGCACUUUAAGAAGAUCAAUCUACAAGUGAUAGAUUUCUGUGAGGCAUUGGAGAGGUGGUCUUGCGAUGUUGGAGAGAAACUUGAGAUUCCUAAAAGCAAGUGGGACCCGGGGUUUUCUGUGGACAGAGAUUUUUGUCUGGUUUUCCGGAGAGAGUUGAAAUGUGAUUACGUUAUAGCUGCGGAGAGGCGAGCGAGGGCGCACAACUUGGAGCACUCAAUCAAGAAACAUUUGGAAAUAGUGUCUGACAAAGAACACAAGGCAACCAUACAGAGACACUGUAUAUACUGCGAAAGGACGCAAAAUGGUAUGUGCAGGUCUAUAGACUAUUUGAAUUAUUUGGCAACGGAUGAAAUAAUUUCCAAGGAAACGCUGAAAGAACUGAGAACGGAAUAUUACCCUAAAUCGUACAAUCUUCACUGCAAAGGGAAAGAGAACUAACGCAUAAUAACUUAUUUAAUAACUUAUUAUUAAAUUAAUCAAUAUACUUUUCGUAAGAUAGUUACGCAUAUGGUAGAUAUUUUAAGAUGUACUUACAAAGUA